CAUAUUUGGGCGCGUAGAGGUCCACUGAUUUUUCGUAAUUUUCCAUUUUUUACUUACAUAAUGUAAAAAUAAACAAUUGUUUUCGUAUAAAAAUAUAAGUUUUCAGACAAUCGAUUGAUUUAUUAAAAUUUGAUAAAAUAGAAUUGAUAAAAAUUCGUUAUUCGAGUGGGUUUCGUGGUGCGCAAGCGUAUCCCUUCUUAGGCUAUUUUCAGCCCAAAGGCACUUACGGCAUCGGUGUGUCAAUUUGGUGUGCAAAAAUUUACCAGUAGAAAAUACCUUUUUUCAAUUGAAUUUGAACAUUUUGGGACAAAAUAUAUAGCGUGCAUUUAAGUUUAAAGUGCCUAAAAUGUGCAGUGUCAAGCAAAAACUGACAGGAUCAAUCGGCAAGGUGUAUUUUGUGGGAAAUUAACCAGCUGAUGGCGGAUGGAUCAGCCAAUAAAGAUCUCCGAUACUUAACAGCGUUCCAAAACUAGAGAGGACAACCGAUUUUGGUAUUCUGUGUCUUCAAAAAUAAACUGCUACAUUUAGUGCUUAGCUUAAGGCUUUUCGCUUUGGAAUAAAAUCCAAGAAAACUAGACAAAAUAAACGUUGUUUUGUCGGCAAGGCAAGGGCGUGCUUAUAUGAACUGAACACACCUCGUCUCUGUCAAUUGAUUCAUUUUCAUUCAUAAACCGUGUAAAAAAUCUAAAUGAUCCGCUUGAAAAUUCGCCAAUAAAAUGCCGUACGUUUAAGUUGUGCAAUAGUGAAGUUUACGGGCCCCCCAAUUUACCCACGAAAGGAUGUCUACCACGGCGUUCGUCGAUCGGAUCGAUCCCUUUGCCAAAAGGUCCUUAAAAAAGAAAAACAAAAAGUCUCAGGGCAGCUCUAGGUACAGGAGUUCGCAGGAUGUGGAGUUGCAGCCUUUGCCCUUCUUAAAAGAUGUGCCAGCUAGUGAACAAGAAGAGCUAUUUAUUCGUAAGUUAAGGCAAUGCUGCGUGGCCUUCGACUUUAUGGAUCCAGUAAUUGACUUAAAAGGCAAGGAAGUGAAACGGUGUUCCCUGAACGAGCUAGUUGACUAUAUUACAGCCGGACGGGGGGUUCUUACUGAACCUGUUUAUCCCGAAAUUAUUAAAAUGAUAUCAGCAAACCUCUUUAGGACAUUGCCACCAAGUGAAAAUCCGGAUUUCGAUCCGGAAGAGGACGAUCCUACAUUGGAGGCCAGUUGGCCACAUUUACAGCUAGUCUAUGAGUUUUUUUUGAGAUUCCUGGAAAGUUCAGAUUUUCAGCCCACUAUAGGCAAACGUGUCAUCGAUCAAAAAUUCGUGUUGCAGCUGUUGGAAUUGUUUGACUCAGAGGACCCACGCGAACGUGAUUUUCUUAAAACAGUGUUGCAUCGUAUUUACGGCAAAUUUUUGGGGUUACGCGCGUUCAUACGCAAGCAGAUCAACAAUAUUUUUCUUAGGUUUGUGUAUGAGACUGAACAUUUCAAUGGUGUGGGCGAACUGCUCGAAAUUCUCGGUUCGAUCAUCAACGGGUUUGCAUUGCCGCUCAAGCAAGAACACAAACAAUUCCUGGUCAAGGUGCUCAUCCCUUUGCACAAGGUUAAGUGCCUGUCAUUGUACCAUGCCCAACUAGCCUACUGUGUCGUGCAGUUCCUUGAGAAAGACCCCACGUUAACAGAACCUGUUGUCAGGGGUCUACUUAAGUACUGGCCCAGAACCUGCAGUCAAAAGGAGGUUAUGUUUUUGGGCGAAAUAGAGGAAGUUUUGGAUGUGAUUGAGCCUUCACAAUUCACGCGCAUCCAGGAACCUUUAUUUAGGCAAAUAUCCCGAUGUGUUUCAAGUCCUCAUUUCCAGGUAGCAGAGCGGGCUCUAUACUUUUGGAACAACGAGUACAUCAUGUCGCUAAUGGAAGAAAACAAUCACGUGAUCAUGCCAAUAAUGUUCCCGGCUCUGUAUCGUAUCUCAAAGGAGCACUGGAACCAGACAAUUGUCGCUCUGGUUUAUAAUGUGCUCAAGACUUUUAUGGAGAUGAAUUCGAAAUUGUUUGACGAGUUGACUGUGAGCUACAAGGCUGAGAGACAAAAAGAAAAGAAGCGAGAAAAAGAUAGGGAAGAGCUAUGGAAACGGCUGGCCGAGCUCGAAUUGAACCACAACAAAAAUUCGCCCAAUUCUACAGGUGGUGGCGGUGCUGCUUUAAGUAGUCCGAACCCUACCCAAUCGACUGGUACUGGUGGUCAAACUGCCACCCAAAAUAACAACCCACCCAUUGGUGGCAAGAAGUGAUACGUUGUGUCCAGAGUGACUCGGGUUUAGGCUCGGACGAACUGUCAAAUUUGUCAGCCGCCAUAUAUUGGAUUAAAAACUAAAACAUGUGAAACAAACCGCUCCUUGUAGAUUCAUGUCAAGUAACUAUAAUAUAGUGUCUCAAGUUAUAAAAAUAAAAAAACAAAAUAAAAUGACAUUUUUUAGUGUGCACAUAAACAUAGAAAAAAUAUUCAAGGGAAUGGGUACCGUGCAGUACCUAAAAAAAACGUAAAUCUAACUAUUAAUGACUUAAUAAUACAUACAUUGUUGUAAAAAGAUGAUUAUUAUUAUUAAACAAAAAAAAAGAACAUACUUUUAAAGCUAAGUAGAGCUAGUCUAUUUUAGUGUACACUUUUUUUUUGUGUUGAAAAAUCAUGUUUAAAAAAAGGUGUAAUAUAUGUUUUUUUCAACAAAUAGGCUUUUAUUUUUUAUUUUUUUGUUCUUAUUAUCUAAAGUAAAUAUUUAUUUUUUAUUUUUUUAACAAGAAAAUUAGCUUUUUGGUAAAUUUAAGCGAUUGCAAAAAGAAAAUGUAAAUUUACACGUUGGCUAAUAAUGAUAACAGCUGAAGUUGGUCACAGUCCGAAUUGCCUUUUGCAAUGGACCAUUCAGAAUGAUUCAACAAGACAGAAACUUCAUUUCACAAAAUAUUUUUUUUUUAUGUGUAUUGAAAGUAGCAUUUUUCUGGUUCAUCUACUCGGUGGAAAUUUUCUAGGAAUUUUUAUUACUAGAAAUGCUAAUCUUUUUUAAUUGGCAAUAGUGAGCUUUGUGGGGGGCAUUGAUGAAUCAUUUUGAAUUACUAUACAGGAUGAUUUACAUAGCCCGUGCAUUAGAUUGCAGGUGGAUUAAAUGCUAUUUCUACUAAUCUACCUGUAAUCUGGAAAAUUUAUAAUUCACGGGCUACGUAAAUCAGGGUGUAUACAGUGUAACUUGCAACACCAAAUCAAUCUUGAUAAAUUAUUUUGAAUGAUAUGCCCAGUAGGAUUUUAAAGACAAUUUUUUUUUUCUUUCACCAUACCAAAGUUUACCAUACCUGGUACAAGUUUGUUUAUUGGUAACACUGAGGAAUUUUAAUCAUACCAGAUUUUUUUAAUUUUCAUUUAUUUAGCACUGAGCGAAAUAAUAAAUCAUUUCAAAUCAUAUGCCUGGUAGGAUUUUUCAAAAUGUGUUUUCUUUGUUCUAAUAAUUUAAGAACAAAAUCCUGUGACCGUAUAUCAGUAGCCAACAGGUUCAAAAAAAUAUACUGAUGUGUAACCCAAACAUUCUAAAAAUUGGAUUGCUGUUUAUAUUUUUCUUUUAUACCAAAUACACUAUAACUAACAAUCGAAUCCAGUGAUAGCAGAAUUCAUUAUUCUAAAAAAAUGCUGCCAAUAAAGUCAGUACCUACCAUAAAGAAAAAAGUGAUAAGGUGCUAUUACGGGGAAUUGCAAGAAUUUUCAGUAAUAGUUUCAUCAUACCUUGAGUAAUAUUCUCCUCUUUUAUUCAAAUUUAAAACAUUCAAGGCUGUUUAUUGGUUCUAAAUUCAUUCUCAAAACGUAGAUUUGGAGAGACUAUGCCAAGAUCAGAAAUAUUAUUUUACAUAUUUAAGUAUGGCAGCUUCAACAAAAAAGACAUUUUCAGGAAAAAUUAUUGUCUCUCUCCAUGCUAAAUUGAAAAAUUAGGGACUUAAAUACCGUGAAUAUCUGCCCAUACCCUCUUUGUAGGUUUUAGGAUAUUGUGUAAUAUAUUAUUAAUAAAAAAAUCACUAUAAAACUUGUAGAUACAUACAUAUUAUAAUAUAAAAAUAUAUUGUUAAAUUUCUAUAUUGUUUCUUUUCCGUUUUACAUAGAUCAUAAUUAUUUUGUUUUUGAUAGAGUGGCAUUUAGAGGCGAGUAUUCUCUAUUAAUUUAGCAUAGCCGUAGCUAGAACGCUUAGCCGUCAAACUUUUCUAUAUAGAGCCCAUCAAAAAAAGAAAAUACUCGCUUUCUAUAAACUUUGAGCUAAUUUUUUAUUUUGUUGUUAAAUGUUGUUUUUAAUCGAAUAAAACAAAAAUAAUUUCAAUCAUCUCACUAUUGUAAAAUCGAAGCAAGCAAAACUCGAGUAACAUUUAUAAAAAAAAAUAAAAAUCAACCUUUCAUAGUUUGUAUAAGAGCUAAUUUAAAAAUAAAAAACAAAGGGGCCUCAAUUAUUUGAGGAUUUACUUACAGAAUCCGCAGAUUGUCAAUGUACCUACGCGAGUAUGUAAAUAAAUAUUCUCAUUUUGAA
This is a messenger RNA of Ceutorhynchus assimilis (cabbage seed weevil), 4526 nucleotides long. Lineage: Eukaryota; Metazoa; Arthropoda; Insecta; Coleoptera; Curculionidae. The record is from the annotation of a GenBank genome assembly.